GCUUCAGUGCCACUCGUGGCACAUUUUCGAACUGUUACUCGAUACGAUAUAAGACCCGAUUUUUCAAAAUUUUCCCAUUACAGUUUCUUCUUGUGUUAAAGAAGAGAUGCUGAAACCAUCAACGAAUGUUCCCGGUACUGCGGUAUCGUGUUCUCUAUCGCUACCUGGUUCAGGACAAUCGAACCAAAUAUUAUCUGCAGACAAAGAUACGGACGCAGUUCCUUGUCAUGGAGAGCUGAUACCCCCCAAAAUAUUGAUUGAAAGUAGCGAAGAUGAAGGUCAAUCUGAUCAGACUAACGUAUCUGCCGCAAAUAUGGCCGUUUUACCAGUCAGGUGCAACACCACCAAUGCUGAAUUACAUAAAAGAAGAUUUGGCUCUGGAGGUAGAGGCCGCUCUAUAAAAGUAGGCCAAAAUUGGUAUACUCCGAUUGAAUUCAAGGCGUUAUGUGGCAGAGCGUCUACUAAUGAUUGGACAAAAAGCAUACGAUUCGGAGGAAGGAAUUUGGAAAAAUUAAUUGAUGAAGAAAUCUUGAAACCACACGCAACCUCUUGUUUUUGUGCUAUAUGCUGUGAUGACGAUAGUGCAACAAGCCCUGUUCGAUUACAUACGCCAAGGCGAAGAAGAAAGAGGCAGGUUUCUGGUCGGGAGUCUCCAUUUUAUAAAUAUGAGAGUGACAAUUCAAGAAAUGAAAGUGACAAUGAAGUUGUUCUUGAUAAGGAAGUGUGCCCACAACUAUUUUCAACAGAUGGGUUGCUUUUACAGCAACCACAACAUCAAUAUAAUGUACAGAAUGUACAUCAAACUGAAGAUAGACAGAAUGAUGAUGAUGAUAUAUUUAGAAACAUAGAUGAAGUGUCUAAUAAACUAUUAGAUUUGGUAUUAGUGUUAACAGAUGGUUCGGUUUUACAGCAACUGCAACAACAAGAUGCUGUUGUACAGAAUGUAUAUCGAACCGAAGAUGGACAGAAUGAUGAUGAUAAUAUAUUAAAAAACAUAGAUGAAGUGUCUAAAAAACUAUCAGAUUUGGUAUUAGAGUUUGGAAUAAACCAAAAAAAGCAAGAGUUGAAAAGGCAGCUACGCAGAGGGUAUAAUAAAGUUAAAGAGGAUCGUGAGUAGUUUGUAGACAUAGCAGCUAUUGUUUUUUUAAUAAAAAAUGUUAUACAACGAA
Molecule: messenger RNA, 1169 nt
Organism: Cephus cinctus (wheat stem sawfly)
Lineage: Eukaryota; Metazoa; Arthropoda; Insecta; Hymenoptera; Cephidae
Product: deformed epidermal autoregulatory factor 1 homolog
Exons: 3
Coding region: 107-1117 (336 amino acids)
Biological process (GO): positive regulation of transcription by RNA polymerase II
Molecular function (GO): DNA-binding transcription activator activity, RNA polymerase II-specific; RNA polymerase II cis-regulatory region sequence-specific DNA binding
Source: RefSeq, a predicted model, not a curated record